AUUCCCUCAAGCAAAACAAACGUAAUAGAGAAAUGCAACUUUCGAUUUCAAACUACGUCCACUUCUCUUUCCUUCUCGCGAUCGCUAUCACUAGUUGCAUUGCUCAUUGCGAUGCUUUCGCGUUGGUCGAAGGUUUCAGAUCUCGCGCAAAAGCGGAUUUGAUCGAGCAAGUGACAUCGGGGGCUUCCAACGACACAAUAUUGGAGGCUAUCCGCAAGGUCGAAAGGUUUUCCAUACUCGGAGGUGCCGACCUGAAAAACCCGUUGCUUCAGGGGAAUUGGUUGAUGAUAUGGACGACGAGCAAUAGUAUUGCUGGGAAGACCCGGCCGGUUUUGUUCCAAACAAAGACACCACCAGAACAAUUACUUGAUUUGGAGAAUGGGCGAGCCAUCAACGCCGAGAAGAUUUGGGGGGUUCAAAAUGCCGUCAAGGCCGACUUGGCUCCGCAAACCAAAAACCAGGUCAAAGUCCAGUUUCGGGAGUUUAGCGUCGGUCCCAUCAAAUUUCGGCCGGAUCCCGACAAGUUCAAGGGAGAACUUUCGGUUACUUACCUGGACGAAGACAUGAGAAUCAGCCGUGGGGAUUUGGGAAACGCUUUCGUGUUGUUGCGGGAAUCGACGCAACGAAAAGAAGCAGAUUUUAUUUGGAAAGAGUGGCGAAAAUCAUGGUGAGAAAACAUCCUCUUGAUUUAUUUAUACUACAAGAAUCCCGAAUGAGUCAGAGCGGCCACCAAAGGCAGUUUCAAACGUCUUUGCAGACAUAAAUUAGAACUCAUCAU
This is a messenger RNA of Pseudo-nitzschia multistriata, 778 nucleotides long. Lineage: Eukaryota; Bacillariophyta; Bacillariophyceae; Bacillariales; Bacillariaceae. The record is from the annotation of a GenBank genome assembly.